UACGUAUCGAUCGACAUGGCGGCGGUGACCGUUGAGGACGCUGUGGCCGCCGUCGUUCCUAUCGUCGUGUACUGGGCCUACUCCGGCGUCCACAUGGCGCUCGGCCACGCUCGGGUGAUAGACAAGUACAGGCUGAACUCCAAGGACGAAGAAGACAGCAAGAACAUGGUGUCCAAGCGCGCCGUUCUCGCCAACGUGCUCAUGCAGCACGCUAUGCAGCUCGCGGCCGUCGCAGUGCUCACCGUGGUAUGUAACCUCGCCGCCGGCACCCUUACCGGAGGAAGAAGAGGAGGAGUGACGGCGGCGCCGCCGACGUCGUACCUGACGGCGGCGCGGCAGAUCGCUGUGGCGGUGGUGGUGUUCGACGCGUACCGGUACGCGUGGCACCGACUGGCGCACCGCAGCCGGUUCAUCUACCGGCACCUCCACUCGUGGCACCACCGCAUCGUGGUGCCCUACGCGUUCGGCGCCAUCUACGGCCACCCGCGGGUCUGGAACGGCGCCGCGCACCACGGCGUGCACCACCUGUCGCGCGGCGUGAGGCACAACUUCUCCGACCUGUUCUUCGUGACGUGGGACAGGGUGUUCGGGACGCACUUGCCCUACGCCGUCGAGGAGAGGCCCGGCGGCGAGGGGCUGAUGCUCAGGACCAUGCCGCCCAAGGCGCCGUCCAAGAAUAACUAAUCAAUAAAGUU
Messenger RNA from Lolium perenne, 695 nucleotides. RefSeq names its product sphinganine C4-monooxygenase 1-like. Lineage: Eukaryota; Viridiplantae; Streptophyta; Magnoliopsida; Poales; Poaceae. The record is from RefSeq and is a predicted model, not a curated record.